GCUAAGACAGGAUAAUAAAAAGUUAAAUUGAAUGGUCAUAGUAAUUAAGUUUACUCAGUUUAGUUUUCUCCCACUAGAGCGACUUUUGUCUCUGGGUAGUGGAGACAAUCCUAUCUGUUAAUGGGAAAUAUAAAAAGGAAUAUAAAUUGAAACUUCAAACAAAAAGUAUAAAGAAAUUAUAACAUAAUUUAAAAUCCAAUUAUUGUUAAACAAUCCAAUUGCCUAAUGUAUUAAUUGUUAAUAUUUAGUAAUCUCUAAUAUGACUAUUCUUCUUACAUCCCAGGGGCCAUAUUUUAAGCUUAGGAGGCUCUAACUAUAAAAGGAAAAUUAAUGAAUUUAUCGGGAAUAGAUUUAAAUUAUCAUUAAAAUAAAAAGGAAGUUCCUUUUCAGAAAACAAUAACG
Messenger RNA from Paramecium sonneborni, 402 nucleotides. The record is from the annotation of a GenBank genome assembly. Lineage: Eukaryota; Ciliophora; Oligohymenophorea; Peniculida; Parameciidae.